AUGGAGUUAGAAGACAUCGUGGAAAAUCAAAAUCUACUGAAGAAAGGCAGAAAAGUAAAGAAACUACCGUAUCCAAAGGCUGUGGGAUUUAUAGUCACAAAUGAAUUCUGCGAAAGAUUUUCAUACUAUGGAAUGCGAACAAUCCUGUCGCUGUACCUGCGAGAUAAGCUGGGCUACAGCGACAAUGGAGCCACAGUCAUCUACCACGUGUUCACUAUGUUCGCGUACUUCUUUCCCCUCAUUGGCGCCAUGAUAGCCGACGGCUGGCUGGGGAGAUUUAGGACUAUAUUAUAUUUAUCGUUAGUUUAUGCAGCUGGAAGCACGUUGAUAUCCAUCAGUGCAAUGCCACAACUAAACCUGCCUACCAUGGAAUUUACCAUCGUAGCUCUUCUCCUAAUAGCCUUCGGUACAGGAGGCAUUAAACCCUGCGUCUCCGCUUUCGGUGGAGACCAGUUCAAGUUGCCAGAACAAGAGAGAUACUUGGGCUACUUCUUCUCUCUCUUUUAUUUCGCCAUUAAUGCUGGCAGUCUUAUAUCAACCUUUUUAACUCCCAUCUUAAGAGCUGACGUCCACUGUUUUGGAGACAACGACUGUUAUUCACUUGCCUUCGGUGUUCCAGGGAUACUCAUGGUCGUUUCUAUUGUUUUCUUCGUGGCCGGUAAGAGGCUCUACAUAAUAAAGAAGCCCGCAGGAAAUGUGCUCGGAAAAGUCUCCACUUGCAUUGGCCAUGCAGUGGUAAAGUCGUGCAAGAGUAAAGAGAAACGCGAGCACUGGCUAGACCACGCUGAUGAUAAAUAUGACUCCAACUUAAUAGAAGAUGUGAAGGCCCUACUCCGAGUGCUAGUGCUCUUCAUACCACUGCCAGUCUUCUGGGCACUGUUUGAUCAACAGGGUUCCAGAUGGACCUUCCAGGCAGACAGAAUGGAACAAGACAUUGGUUCCUGGACUCUAAAAGCUGAUCAAAUGCAAGUGCUUAACCCUCUGCUCAUUUUAAUAUUUAUUCCUAUUUUUGAAGUGGCUAUCUAUCCUUUCUUGACGUGGUGUAAGCUCGUAAGGAAACCUUUACACAAAAUGAUUUGGGGCGGCAUCCUAGCCGCAUGUGCCUUUAUUAUCUCUGGCAUCGUUGAACUUAAUUUACUGCCGACAUACGGUACACCGGUCUCAGAAGGUUUGGCUCAGUUGAGGGUGUACAACGGAUAUAAUUGCAACUUCACUCUUAACACUGCAAACCUCAAUACACUCGAAGACAACGCAACCAGGAACUUUGAAAUCGGCCCUCUUUCGGCGUACGAGAAUCUACAUAUAUUCGCUGAUGACUUUGUGGACCUCCCUUAUUAUUUACAAGGAGAACCUGCCACAGAGUGCGCGGGUAUAGCAUUCAGUGGAUACUUUAACCUAAAGGAGAAAACUGCGAAUUCGUUUUUUAUUAAAAAAGACGGACUAUAUAAUUUCACUGAUAAUAACGAUAAAGCAAUCGAUGGAGUAAAUGUUAGAUUUUUGGCAAACCUGAACAGCGUCGUAGAUAUAAGUAUAGAAAGUGAUAAGAAGAAUAGAUCGUUACUAAGUAUUCAGAGUAACGAUACGUCACAGAAGUCGAUUGCUAAAGGAGUGAGCAACGUUACUGUGGGAGGAUUUGUUGUUUUAAGCGACUUCAACUUUAAAUCUGGAGCUGUUUACACCAUAAAUGUCUAUGAAGACAGUGCUGGGGUUUACAAUGCAAACGCGGUGAUGAUAACCCCAUCGAACAGCAUCCAUAUCCUUUGGCUGAUACCUCAGUAUGUGGUGAUGACGAUGGGAGAGGUGAUGUUUUCAGUUACCGGCCUCGAGUUCUCCUUUACCCAGGCUCCAGCCAGCAUGAAAUCUGUGCUGCAAUCCGUCUGGCUACUCACAGUAGCCUUCGGAAACCUAAUUGUUGUGCUCAUCGUCGAAGGAAACUUUUUGGAUGCACAGUGGAAAGAAUUUUUCUUGUUCGCCGGCCUGAUGUUGAUAGACAUGCUCAUCUUCACAACGAUGGCAUUCAGAUACAAAUACAAGGAACUCAGUUCUAGCGACGAAAACCUUGCGAUUGAGGAAAUCAAGUUGCCAGAGAAGACUUCACAAGACAAAUACGAAAAGAACUAA
Spodoptera littoralis (African cotton leafworm) is the source of this 2121-nucleotide messenger RNA. The record is from the annotation of a GenBank genome assembly. Lineage: Eukaryota; Metazoa; Arthropoda; Insecta; Lepidoptera; Noctuidae.